Molecule: messenger RNA, 2393 nt
Organism: Arachis duranensis
Lineage: Eukaryota; Viridiplantae; Streptophyta; Magnoliopsida; Fabales; Fabaceae
Product: replication protein A 70 kDa DNA-binding subunit B
Exons: 15
Coding region: 183-1451 (422 amino acids)
Biological process (GO): deadenylation-dependent decapping of nuclear-transcribed mRNA; deadenylation-independent decapping of nuclear-transcribed mRNA; positive regulation of catalytic activity
Cellular component (GO): P-body
Molecular function (GO): mRNA binding; enzyme activator activity
Source: RefSeq, a predicted model, not a curated record
AAACUAUGGAGAAGAAGAAUCUUCAUUCUUGAGAGUUGAGAGGUAAAAGUUUAAAGUUUAAGCAUACUGCACCUGCUUCCUCCUUUAACACGCCGAAUUCAUCUUCCAGUCUGAGGCACACAACACAUCCAAACCCUAAACCCAACCCGCAAAAUUCUAGGGUCUGUGUUUGCGGUUCUAUAAUGUCUCAGAACGGGAAGCUCAUGCCGAAUCUCGACCAGCACAGCACCAAGCUCCUCAACCUCACUGUUCUUCAGCGCAUCCACACCUUCGUCGAGGAAAUCCUCAUCACCGCUGCAUACGUUAGCUUCUACGAGUUCAACAUCGACCUAUCCCAAUGGAGCCGCAAGGCCGUCGAGAUUAAUCCUGAGAAGGAAGCAUGGAACCUCAAAGUUAGGGUGAUUAGGCUUUGGACUGUUUCUACUUUCACUGGUCAGCUUGUCCCAAACUCCAUGGAAAUGAUUUUGGUUGAUGAAUCUGGGUGCAAGAUACAAGCUACUGUUCGGAAGACUAUGAUUUACAAGUUCAAACAACUUCUCUCCGAGGGUCGAGUAUAUGUAAUGAAGCUCUUCUCUGUUGUGCCAAACCAAGGAUCUUAUAGGGCCACUAGGCAUCAAUUUAAGUUGAUUUUCCAGUUUAGGACCACUGUUAGGGAUGCUAUCUGCGAUUUUAUUCCAAAAUCUGCUCUUACAAUCUCUCCAUUCAUUGAACUUUUGGAAACCAAAGAGGAUUCUGAUUUCUUAGUUGAUGUGGUGGGUCUGUUGGUCUCUGUGUCGGAAGAGAAAGAAUAUGAUAAAGAUGGAAAGAAGAUGAAGAUGGCUGUGAUGGAACUUGCUGAAAAUGAUCACAGGAUUCGGUGUGCCUUAUUUGGUGAACAUGUUGACGAACUUAAUCGAUUUCUGUCUUCUGGGUAUGCUGAACAGCCAAUUGUGGUUUUACAUCUUGCCAAAGUUAAGUUUUUUAGAGGUAGAGUUGGACUUCAGAAUGUUAUGUUUGGAUCGAAGCUUGGAUUUAAUCUUGACAUCCCAGAGGUGGCAGCUUUUCGGAAAAGUUCUAUUCCUCAUGGAGUUAGUGCAUCCCAACCCAUUGGCAUUGUUGGAUCUGGAAAAAAUAUCGGAAUAGAAGAAGAUUUUAUGAAGCUCACACCUAGGUGUACUGUGAAGUCGCUUGAUGAUAACAACCGGGCUGGAACCUUUGUUGUACUAGCGAAGAUAGCUGAAAUAGUUGAAGAUGGUCCUUGGUGGUACUCUGCUUGUGUGUGUGGCAGAGGUGUUCAGGCAGAAUUUGGGAUAUAUUUUUGUCAAUUUUGCAACAUCCAUGUUACAAAUGUGACUCCUAGGUUUAGAGUAAAGGUGUUAGUUGAGGAUUCCACUGGUGUUUCUAUUUUUGUCCUCUUUGAUCGUGAGGCAAGUUACCUACUGAAUAAGACUUGUGCCCAGCUGUUUGAAUAACAUCUUAAGGAUGUUGAUGUUGUGUUUGGCACACAGUCUCUCCUAUAUUCCAAGAAUUUGUUGGAAAAACUAUGCUGUUCAAGGUUCUUAGUAGGCCUGUUGGGAUGGAGAAAUUCAAAGGGACUUAUCCAGUGAGGCGUGUUUGUGAUGAUGCUGCAAUACUUGAAAUGUUUGAGCUCUCUGGUUCAGAUUUGAGUCCUGAAAAGGCUGAGUUUGUACGAAAAGGAGAGGGAUAAUUUGGGGAACCCUCUAAGGUUACCAAAUCACCGAAUUUGGGAUUGACUCCUUCCAGGUGUUUCGAGCUCUUUGCUGGUUCGCCUCAAUGUACCCAACCAGAAUCAAGUGUUGUUGACUUGGGAGCUGAUGAAGAUGCUAAGUGUCCUCUCCUCAAGAGAAAGUCUGCUGAUGCUGUGGUGGAUAAGUUUAAUGAAGUGGAUAGUUCUGAAAAUUCAUGUGAUGAAGUUGAUGAAAGUGAAGAGGAGUAUGUGGCUGGCGUUAAUAGAGGCUCUGUUGAUGCUGAGAAAGAUGUGAAGCCUUCGUUUAAGAGGUUAAGAAGAUCCUUGAGGCUGCAAUUUGAUGAAGCUGAUGAGUCUCGUGGCUCGGAGAAUGAUGGCUCCUCUGGACAUGGGGUUAAUUGAGGUAGCUGCCCAUGGCAGUUAACUAGAGCUACUGAUUAGGACUAAUCUAAGGCAUUAUGUAUUUUGGUUGUGUCCGUGUAAUAGCAUUUGAUGCAUUGGAUUCUAGUGGAUGAGAAUAUGUGUGUGUUGUCAUGUUUUGUAUAAGUUGUUUGGAUUGUUUUUUGGGCAUCUUUUUCAUGUAAUAAAUUAAGUGCUAGGGUUUGGACACAAUAUCAUUAGCCACUAAGCAAAUUAGCUAUUUAGCCCUUUAUGUUUGUACUUAUUUCUUUGAAAUUCAAUAAAAUGCAGUAGCUCUUUAAUGAUA